AUGGCUUUUCGCUUGGGUGAAAUCCGUGCUGAUAUUUUUCAAAUUUAUCGAAAAGCGUGUAAAGAACCUACGAGCAUUUCGAGCACUCCCAACGUCACCAUAUAUAGUGAUCUACAUCGACACGUGUUGCACAAAGGUAUAAUGGAGAAACUAACUGUUUGGAAUCGUAUUGAGGAAGCAGUCACGAAACGAGAUCAAGCGAUGAAAAUGGGAUUGCCAUAUGAUGAGAGUUCUCAUUCUUCAGAUGAAAAACAGGCGUUUUCUGAACUUGGUCAUACGGAAAGUAAAAGAAGUUGCAGGAUGAACGCUCGAGCUGGGCAAGAAAUGAAACCCCAGGUCCAUUCAAAGAAGAGCAAAACGUCUCGAAAACCUAAAGCUCAAGUUAAAAAAGCUGAAAUCGAUCUUCUGAAUGAAGAAAACGACAGCCCAGUCCUCCAUUCAAUGGUUCCAGAAAAGAGAAUGAAAUGCGACACCGAGCAGACAAGUUCUCCACAUUCACCAGAACAAAUUGUGAAAUCGCCUGACUCGGCAUGCACGUUAAAAAUCGAAGAUUAG
This is a messenger RNA of Caenorhabditis briggsae, 555 nucleotides long. Lineage: Eukaryota; Metazoa; Nematoda; Chromadorea; Rhabditida; Rhabditidae. The transcript is spliced from 3 exons. The record is from RefSeq and is a predicted model, not a curated record. Bases 1 to 555 code for a protein of 184 amino acids.